AUGGUAAAGAUUUUGGCAACAUAUAAUGAUGAUGUUGCUAAACUUGUUCUAGAAAAUGCUCCAAAAAAUGCCAAGUAUACCUCACCACAAAUUCAAAAGGAAAUUUUGCAUGUUCUUGCUAGAAAAGUGAGAAGUACGAUUCGUGAAGAUAUUGGAGAUGCCAAGUUUUGUAUUCUUGUUGAUGAAGUACGUGAUGAUUAUAAGAGAGAACAAAUGGCUCUUGUUCUAAGAUUUGUUGACAGAGAUGGUUUUUUACAAGAACGUUUCUUUAAUAUUGUGCAUGUUAAAGAUACAACUUCAUUGACUUUGAAAAAUGCGUUUUCUACAGUUCUCUCUCAUUAUAAUCUUAGUGUUCAGGAUCUUCAAGGUCAAGGUUAUGAUGGUGCUAGCAAUAUGCGCGGAGCAUGGAAUGGCUUGCAAGCAUUAUUUCUUAAUGAUUGCCCUUAUGCAUAUUAUGUGCAUUGUUUGGCUCACCGACUACAACUAGCAUUAGUUGCAUCAUCUAGAGAAGUUAUCCAUGUCUAUCAAUUCUUUUCAAAAUUAAACUUCAUUAUCAAUAUCAUUGGAGCUUCUUGCAAACGAAAUGAUGAAUUACAAUCUGCUCAAGUUGCUGAAAUUGCCCAUUUGAUAGCUCUUGAUGAAAUUGAGACUGGUAGAGGAGCUAAUCAGAUUGGUUCCUUGCAACGACCUGGGAAUACUCAUUGGAGCUCUCAUUUUGAUUCUGUUUGUAACUUAAUCAGAGGAUUAGUGGAAACAAAGAAGUCAGAUGUGUAUUAUUUGAUUGAUAGAUUGAUUCGUCUUGUCUUAACUCUUCCAGUUUCCACGGCAACUACAGAAAAGGCAUUUUCAACUAUGAAAAAUGUCAAAACCAAACUUAGCAAUAAGAUGGAGGAUGAGUUUCUUGCAGAUUACUUAAGUAUCAACAUUGAAAAAGAAAUUGCUGGGACUUUUAGUUCAGAUUCGAUAAUAGAUGAUUUUUGUUCUUUGAAACAUCGUCGAGCUCAACUUUUGUAG
Molecule: messenger RNA, 1014 nt
Organism: Cornus florida
Lineage: Eukaryota; Viridiplantae; Streptophyta; Magnoliopsida; Cornales; Cornaceae
Exons: 2
Coding region: 1-1014 (337 amino acids)
Molecular function (GO): protein dimerization activity
Source: RefSeq, a predicted model, not a curated record